Molecule: messenger RNA, 3666 nt
Organism: Alternaria atra
Lineage: Eukaryota; Fungi; Ascomycota; Dothideomycetes; Pleosporales; Pleosporaceae
Exons: 1
Coding region: 1-3666 (1221 amino acids)
Biological process (GO): protein import into peroxisome matrix
Cellular component (GO): peroxisomal membrane; cytosol; peroxisome
Molecular function (GO): ATP binding; ATP hydrolysis activity
Source: RefSeq, a predicted model, not a curated record
AUGCCGCCCAAGAAGCCUGCUGGUAAUGUUGUCCAGGCCGAGGUUGCCUUGCAGCAAUCUUUGAAGAAUUGCCUCGUCAAUCUCCCAUCCUCGCUCGUCUCGGUUCUCGUGAAUGCGAACACAGUCGCCCAGAAUGUCGUCGUCGAGCUCACAUACCGCCAACCUCCACCACCGGGUGCUUCGGAUAACAGGAAUGCCGCGCCCAAGUCUAUCUUCGUGGGAUGGACGGGCAUGCAGAGCAAGCGCAGGAUUGCGCCUGUAGUUGGGCGAGACGGCUUGAGAGGCAGCCCAGCAGUCAGCCAACAAGACCUCCCAGCAGUAGAGGUGGAUGCCACAUUCGCCAGGUUGAUCGGGCUUCAAGAAGGGCAAAAGGUGGGCAUACUGCUACAUCUGGAUCCGCCUCAGGCGCAUACCAUCAACAUCGAGCCCUUGACCCCCGUAGACUGGGAGAUGAUAGAGCUGCAUGCUCAAUUCUUGGAAUUGAACUUCCUCUCUCAGAUACGCGCACUCCCCAACCCUCAGGCCGCAUCACCGCACCCCCUUACGCUGCAUCUGUCCCCUACAACGACCGCGAACAUUACCGUCACUUCCAUCGCUCCCGCGCCGCCCAACACAUCGCUCUUCGUCAAGAUCUCGCCCGACGCCGAAGUUAUCGUCGCGCCCAAGACGAGGCAAAAGGAAAGGAGCUCAAACCGGGAAAGCAGGAGUGUGGGCGCUGCAUCGAGGAAGAGCGGAAAGAGCUCUGCAAGCACAGUCCGGCGACGCAGUGGUCGCGAGGAUGCCGCAAGCAAAGGUGUCAUCUUCUUGCGUGGUGUUGAUCGUAGUGUGGCAAGGGAGUGGUUCGACGAAGAAGAAGAUACAGACGCCGAGGGCCUGAAGGUGUGGGUAGACAAGGACGUACUCCUCACUAAGGCCCUCCGAGGGGCCACUUGGGUCUCCAUCUCAAUCAUCAAGCCUGCAGGGCUACAAGAGCCGGUGGAUAUGUCCAAGGAGCAGGAACAGGAGAAGCCCGCAACGCGCGUAGUCGCCAAGAUUAUAGCAUGGGAAGACGCGCCCGACAGUAGGCACGUGGCGCUUUCAACCGACCUCUGCAAGGUCUUGGGCUUCGACAACUUUGUGGGUGGACUCGUUCGGAUCGAAGGCGCUCCAGCUCAGACUCCGAAGCCGCCGGCCAUCAAACCGCAAGGUACAAAAGAGUCGAGGGAACCGGUUGUCAAGUCUAUCAAGAUCAUACCCUUCUCCACCGCUGCGUCACAAGUCAAUGCUUCCUUGAAGUUUGGUGGCGAGUCUAAGCAAGACCAGGAGAACGCGAUACAGAAGAUCAAAACAACCUACGGAAAGAAGAACGGCCUUCUCGAUGGGCCGGUCACAGAUGGAAUGAUACUGCCUCCGGCCAACGACUCCGAGCUUGGCUGGCAAGGAGGUAUCGUGAGGUUCGAACCGCCAUCAUCCACAAGCGGAGUCUCAUGGGUGCUCUUCCCCGAGAGGAAGCCCCCGCUUGAACUAGGUCAAGAGGUGUCAACGCCAACAAGCUGGGCCAAGGGCUGGCAGCAGGGUGAUCCGCUUCCGCAAACACCCGCGAAUCUGGUUGGCAUAGAUCCUCUUAUCCAGCAACUACGAUCACAUCUAACACACAAUUCUUCGGUUCUGCUCACUGGUGGCCUGGGAGCAGGAAAGUCGGAAUGCGCUCAACUACUUGCCCAUCAACUUCGAACCGAAUAUCUCUUCAACACCAUCUACUUUCCCUGUCGCAAACUGGUAACGGAUGAGACGCGAGUUGCGACUAUCAAGGAGACCCUGAACAGAUUGUUUGCUUCGGCAUCAUGGGGCGCAAGAGGCGGUGGAAAUGCUGUGGUAAUUCUAGAUGAUUUGGACAAGCUAUGUCCAGUGGAGACCGAGCUCCAAGUUGGUAAUGAGAACGGGCGCAGUCGACAUGUCAGCGAGUGCCUAAUCAACAUCGUAAGGCAAUAUUGCUCUAUGGACUCUGGUGUGGUCUUGCUAGCAACUGCGCAAGGUAAAGAGGCCUUGAACAAUGUCAUCGUUGGCGGACAUAUCGUCCGCGAGAUUGUCAGUCUCAAGGCCCCCAGCAAAGACGGUAGAAGGAAGGUUCUCGAGAUGCUUGCGUUCAAGGAUGCCAAGAUAGAGCAGUCAAAGGAGCUCAAUGGCCAUGCCUUCCCACCAUCACCAUCGAACAGUCGGCCUAGUACCGCUCAUCGCAGUCAGCCUAGUAUCGACAGCAUACCACAACAACCGUCUGAUGAUUAUGCCUUCACCAUUGAUCCUACAAUCGACUUUCUCGACCUCGCCGGCCAGACAGACGGUUACAUGCCCGGCGAUCUCGUGUUACUCACAUCGCGCGCCCGCAACGAAGCAUUGAUUCGCUCAGUCACGUCGACAUCCCCAACUGUCUCUCUCACACGAGAGGACUACACUCAAGCCAUCACCGGCUUCACGCCCGCCUCUUUGCGAAACGUUACACUACAAUCCUCCACUACAAAAUGGGAUUCCAUCGGCGGUCUCCUCACAACACGACAGGUUCUCUUGGAAACUCUUCAAUAUCCUACAACCUACGCUCCCAUUUUCGCAAAAUGCCCACUACGUCUCCGAUCAGGUUUACUCCUGUAUGGCUACCCUGGAUGUGGCAAGACCCUACUCGCAUCUGCAGUAGCAGGCGAGUGCGGUCUAAACUUCAUCUCAGUCAAAGGACCAGAAAUUCUCAACAAGUACAUUGGUGCUUCUGAAAAGUCUGUCCGGGAUCUCUUUGAACGUGCAGAAGCAGCGCGACCCUGCGUUCUCUUCUUCGAUGAGUUCGACAGUAUCGCACCGAAGCGUGGACACGACUCAACGGGCGUAACAGACCGUGUCGUCAACCAACUCCUCACUCAAAUGGACGGAGCGGAAGGUCUUUCGGGCGUCUACGUCUUAGCUGCUACGUCGCGACCUGAUUUGAUCGAUCCUGCGCUCCUUCGCCCUGGUCGUCUUGACAAAUCUCUCUUAUGUGAUAUGCCAGACGUGGAAGAACGCAUCGACAUCCUGCGUGCCGUAACACGCAAACUACACCUCGCCCCCAGCCUUCUAGGUGACGGCCACGAAGGCGAGAAUCUCCGCGAAAUAGCAAUGAGAACAGAAGGCUAUUCGGGUGCAGAUCUCCAAGCCGUGGUAUAUAACGCGCAGCUAGAAGCCAUCCACGAUGUACUUGGCGACGUGGACCCUUCGAAAAUCGACCACAAGAAAGACGGAAACAACGCUACUGCAAGCAACAAGGGCAUUCCUGACUUUUCUUACUUCCGCUACGGCGACGAUCCUACAUCCACCCCCAACUCUUCCGCCCUAGCAACAUCCGCUCAACUCACCGAGCGCGCCAUGAUUGCUCAGAAAAUUGCUGCCCUGCAGGCUCUGCGCAAGAAACAGAAACAAAUCCAACGUUCUGAUGGAUCGGCGCAGAGGGAAGACGAAGAUAAAGCGAACAAGGAAGAAGAAGACGGUGAUGAAAGAAAGGAUCCGCAGAUUCAGUGGAAACACAUAGAGUCGUCUCUUUCUAGUGGACGAAGCAGUAUCUCGGCACAAGAGAGGAUGCGUCUUGAGAGGAUAUACAGGAGUUUGUUGAUGGCAGGGAUGGUGAUUUGCCAAAUGGACAGGGAGGAAAUGAGAUUGGGGGAGGAGUAG